AUGUCUGAGAAUAAUGUUGCUGGAGGCGGCACUGCACAGUGGCUCGGGUUCCAAGAGCGGAUGCUGAGCGCGAGUGUCGGAUCGCUUCUGACGUCGAUGACUCUGACGCCGAUGGAUGUGGUGCGGAUACGAUUGCAACAGCAGAGCAUGACGCAGCUGUGUGGGUGCGAUGAUAUUGGUGGUGAAGGAGGGGCAGGGUCGCUGAGACAGGCGACUGUGCGGCGUCUGCCUCGAGCCGCUGGUGCUGCGGCGGAGGCGGAGGCCCGCCGGGUGUUCUGGGAAGGCGCUUGUUUUGCUGAGUUGAACUGUAGGAGGUCCCAUGUCCCGCUUCGUGGUACGUGGGAUGCGCUGUUGCAGAUCUCGCGGAACGAGGGCUGCUCGACGCUGUGGCGCGGGAUCUCGCUGACGCUGGCGAUGGCGAUCCCCGCGAACGUGGUAUAUUUCACCGGGUACGAGUACGUGAGGGACGUUUCUCCUCUGCGAGGGGUGUACCCUACGUUGAACCCACUUCUGUGUGGUGCCGUGGCGCGUCUUCUUGCUGCGACGACCGUUGCACCAUUGGAGUUACUCAAGACGAAGUUCCAAAGCAUCCCACGGUCGAGUGAGCGGGUCCGUGCAGCGGCGAUCUUCAAAGACUUGCUCCAGGAGACACGGCUGGAGAUCCAGGGACAAGGGUUACGGCGAGCUUUGUUCAAAGGGUUGCAGAUCACUCUGUGGCGGGACGUGCCCUUCUCUGGGAUAUACUGGGCCUCGUACGAGUGGUGUAAGCGGUCGCUGUGGGCGGGGAACGCACAGGGGAGCAACGCUGUGCAUUUCGCGAACAGUUUCAUCGGUGGGUGUGUAUCAGGGACACUUGCCGCUGUGGCGACUCAUCCUUUUGAUGUUGGGAAGACGCGGUUACAGAUACGGAUGCUGCAGGGCGGUACUGGGGGUGCCCCGACUGGUGAACCACGCAUGUUCCGGUACUUGGCUGGGAUAUGGCGUUCUGAAGGUGCCUCUGGUUUGUACGCUGGUCUUGGGGCGCGAGUCGCGAAGAUUGCACCUAGUUGUGCGAUCAUGAUCUCAAGUUACGAGGUGAGCAAGAAGUUUUUUACUUGA
Huiozyma naganishii CBS 8797 is the source of this 1098-nucleotide messenger RNA. RefSeq names its product Mtm1p (gene MTM1). The record is from RefSeq and is a predicted model, not a curated record. Bases 1 to 1098 code for a protein of 365 amino acids. The transcript has a single exon. NCBI's taxonomy places the organism in Eukaryota, Fungi, Ascomycota, Saccharomycetes, Saccharomycetales, Saccharomycetaceae. Gene Ontology annotation, biological process: mitochondrial transmembrane transport.